UCUUGCCGUACCAGUCACGUGACGGUCAACUAUGGCUUCCCUCUCGUAGUGAUGGAGGCGUAUUGUUGACAACAAAGCAAAACUGUAACUUUAUUCAUUUAUUUGUCCACUGACACAAGUUGGAUUUACGAUGCAGAAGAUCAAGUCUCUUAUGGCCCGGCAGGGCCUGAGAAGCCCCCAAGAAAGCAUGGCAGACCUCAGUCCUGUGGAGAACCUGAGGAUCCCGAGCAAGGAGGAGUUGCGGGAGCUGAGGGAGCAGCCCAUUGACCCCCAGGCUGAGCAGGAGAUCAUUGAGAGUAUCGAGGAGGUCUAUUUCUCUAACGACUCCUUCGACAUGGUGCAGCACGAACUGGAGAAACUCCCACCUGACCUGAACCUGAAGGAGCUGGAAGAGUACAGAGACAAGCUGAAGAGACAACAGGCAGCAGUUUCUAAAAAGGUUGCCGAUCUCAUUCUGGAGAAACAGCCUGCUUAUGUCAAGGAACUGGAGCGUGUGACGGCAUUACAGACUAACCUUCAGCUGGCAGCAGUCAUUUGCACUAAUGCAAGGAGGCAAUUGAGCGUUGCGAAGGAAGGAUUCACAGGAGCCAGCCUGGGUCUACUGGCCAAUCAGAGGAGACGACAACUGCUGACAGGCCUACUUAAGUCACUGAGGACCAUCAAGACGCUGCAAAGAACAGAUGUAAGACUCAGCGAGAUGCUUGAGGAGGAAGACUAUCCAGGUGCAAUCCAGCUCUGUCUGGAAUGUCAAAAGGCUGCCAGCACCUUCAAACACUACAGCUGCAUCAGUGAACUGAAUUCCAAACUACAAGACACUCUGGAGCAAAUAGAGGAGCAGCUUGAUGUCGCCCUCUCGAAGACUUGUAAGCACUUUGAUGUUUCGCACUACACCAAGGUCCAGCUGGCCUACACACUCCUGGGCAAGACACAGACUGCUAUGGACCAGCUGCACAUGCACUUCACCCAGGCCAUCCACAACACAGUGUUCCAAGUGGUGCUCGGAUAUGUGGAGCUGUGUGCCGGCAAUGCUGAUACCAAGUUCCAGAAGAUGCAGUACAAGGACCUGUGCACGCAUAUCACCCUGGACAGCUACAUUCCCUGCCUGACAGAUCUAUGCAAGGCAUUGUGGGAGGUGAUGCUGAGCUACCACCGCACCAUGCAGUGGCAUGAGGAGCAUGACAAACAGGAGACCACACCCACUCCAGAUGACGCAGUAGCAGCAGAGUCUGAUGAGUCGGUGGUGGACCGCAGCUAUGUAAAGAAGAAGCUGGAGCAUGGACUGACACGGAUCUGGCAGGAUGUCCAGUUGAAAGUGAAGGCCUACAUCCUGGGGACAGACAUGUCUAACUUCAAAUAUGACGAUUUCAUAGUGGUACUGGAUGUCAUCAGCAGGUUGAUGCAGGUGGGGGAGGAGUUCUGUGGCAGUAAGUCAGAGGUCCUGCAGGAGUCCAUCAAACGCCAGAGUAUCAACUACUUUAAAAACUAUCACAGGGCACGACUGGAAGAGCUGAGGAUGUUUCUGGAAAAUGAGACGUGGGAACUGUGUCCGGUCAAGUCUAACUUUAACAUCGCCCAGCUCCAUGAGUUUAAGUUCAUGGGCCAGUGUCGUUCUCCAUCCGUUUCCCCAAGCAGACAGGCCGUGUCCUCGACCAGCCCGGCUCAGGUGGAGGUGUCUCUGUUCCAGCAGUACCUUCAGGAGGGGAACCCCUUUGAGAUGCAUGCUGAGCACAAAGAAGAGGAGACCGAGGAUGUGUUGGCAUCUAAUGGGUACGAGUCAGAUGAGCUGGAGAAGAGUGUGUAUCAAGAUUACGACAGCGACAGUGAUGUCCCUGAGGAGCUCAAGCAGGACUACGUAGACGAGCAGACGGGCGAUGCCCCCCACAAGAGUGUGUCCAGAGAGACCAUAAGAAGCAAGAAAAAGUCAGACUACAACCUAAAUAAGACCAAUGCACCGAUCCUCACCAACACCACCCUGAAUGUCAUCCGGCUUGUCGGGAAGUAUAUGCAGAUGAUGAACAUUCUGAAGCCGAUCGCCUUCGAUGUCAUCCACUGUGUGUCACAGCUCUUCGACUACUACCUGUACGCUGUAUACACUUUCUUUGGACGCAAUGACAUGCCUGUCCCAAGCCCGUCUUUGCCAACUCAUGGUGGCAGAGAGGCGGGCACUGCCAGGGUGGUGGGCCCUGCUUGCUUGUAUGAGUCAUCGGGUCUGGGCCUUAUCAGCAGCAGGCUGAGAACCACACUGAACCGGAUCCAGGAGAACCUCAUUGACAUGGAGGCGGUGGGGGAGAAUGCAGGAGCCCACGGUCCAGCAGAGGACAGGAAGGAGAAGGUGCCCAGCCCCCAUCUCAGCCAACUGGUGGUCCUCACUAACAGUGGGACUCUUUAUGGACUAGCACAGAGGGUGGUGGCCACCGAGUCUCUUGUGUUUCUGGCCGAACAAUUUGAAUCCCUCCAGUCCCACCUGGACACAAUGAUGCCUGCAGCCAAGAAGCCCUUCCUGCAACAGUUUUAUUCCCAGACGGUGUCUACAGCCAGUGAACUUCGAAAACCAAUAUACUGGAUUGUUGCAGCCAAGGCCAUCGACUAUGAACAAAUGUUGCUCUUGAUGGCCGGAGUUAAAUGGGACAUUAGGGAGAUAAUGUCACAGCAUAAUGUAUAUGUGGACGUCCUGUUAAAGGAGUUUGAGCAAUUUAACAAGCGGCUGGGUGAUGUUUCCAGACAUGUGCGCAUCCCACUGCCUGUGUCCAACGUCCUCUGGGAGCACUGCAUCCGCCUGGCCAACAGGACUCUUGUAGAAGGCUAUGCUAAUGUGAAGAAAUGCAGCAAUGAGGGCCGGGCCCUGAUGCAGCUGGACUUCCAACAGUUCCUCAUGAAGCUGGAGAAGCUGACCGACCUGCGACCCAUUCCUGAUAAGGAGUUUGUUGAGACCUACAUCAAGGCCUAUUACCUGACGGAGAAUGACAUGGAGCAGUUUAUCAAGAAUCACAGGGAGUACUCCAUGAAGCAGCUGGCCAACUUGGUGAACGUUUGUCUGGGCUCACAUAUAAACAAGAAGGCUCGUCAGAAACUUCUGGCGGCCAUCGAUGACAUUGACAGACCCAAGAGAUAGACUGAUGAACAGAGCAGACCCCGAACGUAUCAAUCAGCCACAGAGAUGGACACUCCAACGGACGAACUCCACAGUGGAGCUCAACGUAGAAUGUCUUCGUUUUCAGUUUAGAUCGUACAUGUUGGGGUGUGUUCAACGAGCUGUACAGUACAUACAGAAGUAGAGCAACUAUACACAUCAAUUUAAAGCUCAUACGUUAGCCAAAUGCUAAUUAUCUGUGAAUCUACAGUCCUUAUGUGGUCAAAAACACAAACUGCCACUUGUUGAAUGCAUCUCAUGACGUGCUAAUGGACAUAAAUACUACAAGUUUCACUCUCAAGCAUGCUGCAGUUACUCUAUGCAUACAGUAGAAGUACCAUAAUGCAUGCCCUCUCGUUUUCAUUAAACAAAUAUGCCGCUUAUGAAGUUUCUCUGCAAAUUGUCAACAACCACAACAAUCUCUUCAGUGACUAUAAGGAACAGAUAUGUUUUUCAGGCUACAAAUACAGGAUGUAACAGUGUAAUGUGUGCAUUCCAUCUGUUUUUACCAAUUGUGCUCAAUUUCUGAUACAACUGCUACCUUGAGAGUAAACAAAACAAUGAGUGAACAUUUAUGAGUUGCUAAAGUUGAUAGUUACGUAAUGUUGUUAAGUUUUGUGGUGAAUACAUCCCAAUUACAGAUCCAAGAAGAGUCUGUUGUAGUUAUAAACCUCCACUCCACUGUGUGAUAUAAAGCUUUGUCACAUGAUUGAAUAUGCCCCCUGAUGGAGAUACAGUCGAUCUGGGUUAUUAAUCACUUUAAUCAUUCAUUAUAAGUUAUUCCAGUCCAUGUGUUUGCUGUAUAUUAUUUCACUUCAUGGUAUUUGUUUUGCCUGACUGGAUGCUCUGCUUUGUUUUGUUUGUUUUGUCUAUGGAUUACAUAAAUCUAUUAUAAUGAUAAUUCUGAAAAUAAUAUAAAUUCCUCUAGUUAGUAUAUGUGCACCCGCUGCAUGUGAUUGUUUGUAAUAUCUGAGGAGCAAAUGAUUUCAUUGUCCUGGGGUGAGGUUUUGAAAAUCUUUGUGAAAGUGCUUCUCUUAGAAUUCAGUCUCCAGCCUUCUUGCUGAGAAGUGAAAUGUUGGCUUGUUUUGUAGGUUUGUGCAGUCAGGCACCGAUUAUGUGAUUUCUCAUGAGUUAGUGUGUGUGUCGACUACAAGAGCUCCCCCCAACCCGUCAUCUCCAUUGGUUUACUUUGACCUGUCGAGAGGGCAGAUUGAUUUACUGUUAAAAAUAAAAAAAAUAAAUUAAGUUACAAGUUUUGAUACGGCUUCAUGUUUUGUGUGCAACUAUUCCAAGAAGAAUACUGUAAAUGUGAAUGUUUUGAACAAUGUCUGUAUUUAUUUCUUGCUUUGUGUCUUGUUUGGGUUUUUAUGAUAUAUGAGAUUGCUGGAAGUGUGCUGUCAUUCAUCACAUCUCAGUAUCUUGUAACGUAUCAACUGAAGCUAAUACAAAUAUAUAAACAUUGUCAAGGGUCAAGUGCACUAUAGUGAAAAUCAGUAAUCAGUGUUGGAACUGUGGGAUGAACCAAAAUGAUACAUAAUAAACACACUAACAUUAGA
Molecule: messenger RNA, 4686 nt
Organism: Siniperca chuatsi (mandarin fish)
Lineage: Eukaryota; Metazoa; Chordata; Actinopteri; Centrarchiformes; Sinipercidae
Gene: vps50
Product: VPS50 EARP/GARPII complex subunit
Exons: 29
Coding region: 131-3112 (993 amino acids)
Biological process (GO): endocytic recycling; retrograde transport, endosome to Golgi
Cellular component (GO): EARP complex
Molecular function (GO): SNARE binding
Source: RefSeq, a predicted model, not a curated record